AGAGUGGAUCGAAUCCUCACGCUACACUAUAUUGUUGUAUAAUCACGAUCUAAUUAAUCUUGUUUUAUACCAUAAACAUAUAGAUUAGUUUAGAAAACGCAAUAUAUGCAAAUGUGUAUCACCUAAUACCUGGGGACCUUUCAUAAUUCACAUAUACAUACAUAUAACAGUUCCUUUCAUUUAUUUUUCAUUCACUUCCCCUAUUCAAUCUCACACGCGCUAGCUAACAUGACGAACUACGGCGCGAUCCCGACGUCGUCUCAUGCAUCUCCGGUGGUGGAUCUCGAGUCUAUCUCACGGGCCAAGCACCGUAUCGUAGCUGGACUUGCCACGCGCCGUCCUUGGAGAGAUAUGUUCGAUUUCCACUCCAUGGGACUACCUCACGGCGUCUCCGAUGCUCUCUCAAGAGUCAAGACGAAUCUUGCUUACUUCCGUAUGAACUACGCAAUCGUAGUCUUGAUCGUUAUCUUCUUCAGCUUGAUCUGGCACCCGACCUCGCUCAUCGUCUUCACCGUCUUGGUCUUUGUUUGGAUCUUUCUUUAUUUCCUCCGUGACGAGCCUCUCAAAGUGUUCCGGUACCAGAUCGAUGAUCGGACGGUGCUGAUUGUUUUAGCGGUGAUAACGAUCGUGCUGCUUCUGUUGACCAACGCCACGUUUAAUAUUAUUGGUGCGCUGGUGACCGGAGCUGUGCUGGUUCUCAUACAUGCGAUGGUUAGGAAGACGGAGAAUCUGUUCUUGGAUGAAGAGGCGGCGACGGCUGAGACUUCAGGUCUGACGUCAUACCCGUCGUCUUAAAUCGAUUGAUCUCGAGACUUUUAUGUAUAUUAUCUUGUUUUCUUCUUAAAAUAUAUAUAUCAUUUCAUGCGUAAUCAAUUUUUA
Molecule: messenger RNA, 879 nt
Organism: Capsella rubella
Lineage: Eukaryota; Viridiplantae; Streptophyta; Magnoliopsida; Brassicales; Brassicaceae
Product: PRA1 family protein F3
Exons: 1
Coding region: 229-795 (188 amino acids)
Biological process (GO): vesicle-mediated transport
Cellular component (GO): endoplasmic reticulum; Golgi apparatus
Source: RefSeq, a predicted model, not a curated record